Messenger RNA from Acaulospora colombiana, 769 nucleotides. The record is from the annotation of a GenBank genome assembly. Lineage: Eukaryota; Fungi; Glomeromycota; Glomeromycetes; Diversisporales; Acaulosporaceae.
CUCUCGUUCGCCAUCUUGUCCCUGUACAUACCCGCCUCCGAGAUCCCGUCUGAUGCUCUCAAGGAGAUCAUCCAAAAGUCUUAUUCCACCUUCCGCGAUUCAUCGGUGACCCCUCUUCAUAAGAUCAACGAUCAAGUGCACAUACUGGAGCUAUUCCAUGGACCGACCUUUGCAUUCAAGGAUGUAGCUCUCCAAUUCCUUGGAAACUUAUUCGAAUUCUUCUUACUCCGCCGCAAUGCUGCCGCUAAAAAAGACAGCAAUUUGCAAGAGGAGCGAAUUACUGUAUUAGGGGCUACAUCCGGCGAUACGGGGUCCGCAGCUAUCUACGGUUUGCGAAGCAAAGCCAAUCUGUCCAUCGUUAUUCUUCACCCCUAUGGACGUGUAUCGCCAAUCCAAGAAGCUCAGAUGACCACUGUCACUGACGCCAAUGUUCACAACCUUGCGGUUCAUGGUACAUUCGACGAUUGUCAAGACAUCGUCAAAACCUGUUUUGGAGAUAAGGAGUUUAAUUCCAAAUGGAAGCUGGGGGCCAUCAAUAGUAUCAACUGGGCUAGGAUACUAGCGCAGAUGGAAACUUUGGCGAUGUACUGGCGGGCUACUUUGCCAAACGUAUGGGACUCCCUAUGCUCCAAUUGGCCAUUGCUACCAAUGCCAAUGAUAUUCUUGCCCGGUUCUGGAAUAGUGGACGAUAUGAAAAAGGCCCUGUGCUGGAGACAUGUAGUCCUGCAAUGGACAUUGUCAUAUCCAGCAACUUUGAGCGACUCUUAUG